UUGUUCGAUGGGCCUUGUGGAGGGAUGCUAAAUCCAUCUCCAACACAAACCAACCCUAAAUCAUCAUCACACUUGUUUUGUUCUGUUCGUCAUCCUCUCUCGAAUUCGUAAUACGCUAUGGACGCUCAAAGAGCUCUGCUGGACGAACUUAUGGGUGCUGCUCGUAAUCUGACGGACGAAGAGAGAAGAGGGUUCAAGGAGAUUAAGUGGGAUGAUAGAGAGGUCUGUGCAUUCUACAUGGUUCGAUUUUGUCCUCAUGACCUCUUCGUCAACACCAAAAGUGAUCUUGGAGCAUGCUCGAGAAUUCAUGAUCCAAAGUUAAAAGAGAGCUUCGAGAACUCUCCGAGACAUGAUUCCUAUGUUCCAAAAUUCGAUGCUGAGCUUGUUCAGUUUUGCGAGAAGUUGGUGAACGAUCUUGAUAGGAAGGUAAGGCGUGGACGGGAACGUCUUGCACAAGAGGUUGAACCUCCUCCACCGCCUACUCUAUCCUCAGAAAAAUCUGAACAGUUAUCUGUUUUGGAGGAGAAGAUUAAGAACCUUCUGGAACAAGUGGAAGCACUUGGCGAGGAAGGCAAAGUUGAUGAAGCUGAAGCGCUAAUGAGAAAGGUGGAAGCGCUUAAUACUGAGAAGGCAAUGCUGUUACAACGUCCAAAUGAGAAGGCACUAGCGAUGGUACAUGAGAAGAAGAUGGCACUGUGCGAGGUUUGUGGUUCAUUCCUUGUGUCUAGUGAUGCUGUAGAUAGGGCUCAGUCUCAUGUCACUGGGAAGCAACAUGUUGGCUAUGGCAUGGUCCGAGAUUUUCUUGCUGAACAAAAAGCUGCUAAAGAUAAAGGGAAGGAAGAGGAAAGGCUAGUCAGAGGAAAAGAAACGGAUGAUAAAAGGAAACCGAGGGAAAGCGAGAGUAGGAGGAGCGGUUCUAGGGAAAGAGAAAGACACCGUGAUCGCGGUAGAGAUCAUAGAAAGCCGUAUGACAGGAGAUCCAGGAGUGGGAGAGAGGGUCGUGAACGAAGCAGGUCACGUUCUCCUCAUGGAAGGUCUGGUGGUCACAGAAGGGUGUCGAGAAGUCCCGUUCGCCAGUACUAGUUUGAGAUAAUCUGUCUGUCUUUGGCGGCCUGGAGCUUUGCAAGGUAGAAUUGUGAGAUCCCCCUUAGUUUUAUUACCAUGUGUGUUUCUUUUGGAACCUGUUAAAAUUAUUACAGAUGAAAGAAUUGUCUUUCUACCAAGUCCACACACAGCUUUUCUAAGAGUUUGAGACCUUCUGCAUCGGUUAUUUGUUAAGAGGUCAAAAGCGUUUUGAGGUAGGUAUAACUUUUACAGAUUUAAUUGUAUUCCUCGAUGGUUUGAUAUGCCUUUGUGAUAUAAAAAGGCUACAGAAUUCGGGAAGAUCGGGCUCGAUUGAAUUGAGGUAACAGAUAUAUGAAGCAGAAGUCAUCAUUUGCUAGAGUUUGGGUUCAGUGUUUGAAGUUUGUUUAUUUUCUCUGUCUGCACUUUGAGUGUCUUUAACUGUUCGUUUCUUGGAAUCUUUGGUUGCAUCCUAAGCGAAGAUUUUACAUUUGAGUAAUAUUUACUUUAAUAAAAAAAUUAUGAUUUUAUGUCGGAA
Molecule: messenger RNA, 1600 nt
Organism: Raphanus sativus (radish)
Lineage: Eukaryota; Viridiplantae; Streptophyta; Magnoliopsida; Brassicales; Brassicaceae
Exons: 7
Coding region: 118-1083 (321 amino acids)
Biological process (GO): mRNA splice site recognition
Cellular component (GO): U1 snRNP; U2-type prespliceosome
Molecular function (GO): mRNA binding
Source: RefSeq, a predicted model, not a curated record